AGAGGGUUCAGUCGUUCAGUGAUGUUUUGUUAUAACGCCGAACUGACUGAAGGGAGAAAGUCUAUUACUCUGAGCGUUUAAAUGCGGAAUUGAUGGAUUUCGGAUUACAACUAUCCGAUUUUCAAUGGCUUAAUUAGUCUUGAGAGUUGAGAAUUUUAAGUAUGUGAUUUCUGCACCUGCUUCUUCUGUAUUGUCUUACAUAUUUAUAUUUUGUAAUUAUUUACAAGUUAUAACCUUAUACAGUUAUAUUUAUUUGCUACCUGUUAGUUUAGCAAAUAAUGGCACCAGAUAACUAUCGAUUUGCAGAAGGUGAUAGUUUACUAUGUUAUCAUGGACCAAUGCUAUAUGAAGCAAAAUGUUUAAAGAGAAGGAAGGCAAAUGAUGGAAAAGCACAAUAUUUUAUUCAUUACAAAGGCUGGAACAGUAAAUGGGAAGAAUGGGUAGACGACAAUCGAGUAUUAGCUGUGAAUGCUGCCAACAUGAACAAAAUGGCAUCAUUAAAAGAAAUACAUUCAAAUGCAAAAAAGAGUGGAGGAAAACGUUCUAUCACUAUAGUUAAAGAAGAAACAAUACGCAAUGUUGUAACGCCUCCAAUUAAAGGAAAAAAACGGAAAUAUUCAGAAGUUUCAACAGAAUUAAAUGUUUCAUCGCCAGCAGAAUCAAAACCAAAAAAACGAGGUCGUCCUCCAAAAAUUAUUACUCCUAAAAUUGAAGAAACUGAACCAACAAAAUCAGUUGAUACAACUAAAGUAACUGAAACAGAUGUAGUAACAGAGUCAACUGAAUCAACUGAAUCAACUGAAGAAAAUAAAGUGAUUGACAAAGCAACUAAAGAAGUAUGCACUGCUAAAGAAGAAGACACUACUAAAAAACAGGACACCACUAUAUUAGUAGACACUGCCAAAAAAGAAGACACUUCUAAAAAAGAAAACACUCCUAAAAAAUAUAAUACUCCUAAAAAAGACAACGCUCUUAAAAAAUAUGAUACUCCUAAAAAAGAAGACAUUCUUAAUAAAGACAUUGCUCCUAAAAACGAUGACUCUCCUAAAAAAGAAAAUGCUCCUAGAAAAAAAGACUCUCCUAAAAAAGAAGAUGCUCCUACGAAAGAAGACACUCUUAAAAAGGUUGAAGUAAUUAAAUCAAUAGACAAAGCAACUGAAGAAGUUUUAGAUACUAAAAAAGUGGAAGUAAACAAAAAUAUUGAAGCUACUAAAAAAGAGGAAGAAACAACUGAGACAGCUGAUGAAGAAAUUAAAGUACUUGGAAAAGUUGAAAAUACUACUGAAGAAAGUGAAAAAAAUAAAGCUGUUGAAUCAUUUGAGGAAACUAAAGACAUUGAAGAAACUGAUACAAUUAAAGAAGUUGAAGGAUCUGAAAUAGUUAAAAAAAUGGAGGAAACUGAAACUGAAAAUGCUGAAUCGAUUAAAGAGUCUGAAGCUGAAAAGCUCGAAGGUGAAGAGCUUGAAGGUGUAGAGCUCGAAGGUGAAGAGCUUGAAGGUAAAGAGCUUGAAGGUGAGGAGCUCGAAGGUGGAGAGCUCGAAGGUGAAGAGCUUGAAGGUGAAGGACUCGAAGGCGAAGAGGCUGAGGGUGAAGAGCUUGAUGAUGAAGAGGUUGAAGAUGAAGAGGCUGAAGAUGAAGAGGCUGAAGAUGAAGAGGCUGAAGAUGAAGAGGCUGAAGGUGAAGAGGCUGAAGAUGAAGAGCUUAGUCCAGAAGAUCAAUAUGACAACUAUGCAACUAUGCAAUUAUUGAAAAAGUUUGGUGAAUUUAUGAAUGUGACUCAAGAAACAACUAAAAUGUCUGGAAAAAAAAAUGAUGAUCCAGUAAUACGAAAAUUUGAAAUACCAGAUAUCAUUAAAAAAAGAAUUGCUUUUGAUUAUUGCAUGAUUGUGGAGUUUAAACGAGAAUUAAAAUUGUUAAAAACAAACUCUAUCGACUGUUUGUUAAAUGAUUAUGCAAAAUACGAACCAAACCCUGAAGUGAAUCGAACCAUUCGUCUAACGGUCAUCCAGUACUUUAAUAUGCUUGUACAUAGAAAAUUAUUGUAUACACCAGAGAAAACCAUGGAAUUGAAAUCAGAGGUAACAAAACGUCUUAAGCAACGUUUGAGUGAAGGUGAUGAACUUAAAUAUAAUACGACUUUAUAUCCUGUAAGACUAUGGCACUUUCUGUAUGGACCUUCACAUCUAAUACGAUUAUUUGUUUUAUUGCCUAGAAUUUUUGAAGGUUUUUUCAUAUAUGAGGAGUACGAAGUAGAUCUUCUUGUUAAAAGAUGGGAAAAUUUUAUAUUGUUUGUUGCAAACAAUUUUGAUAAAUAUUUUUCAAAAAAUGGAGAGGAGGAUUAUCUUCCAAAAGAAUAAGGAAUUUAUUGCAAUGUCUUUGAAAAAUAUAUUACUAAAUUACAGCUGAGUUACUAAUACUAAUUAAUAAUUUAGUAAUUGAUAAAUAUAAAGUAUAAUUUGUGUACUGUAUACAUUCAAUUUAUUUAAAAUUAAAAUAACAAUGCCAUGUUUAUUUUUAAUUUUUCAUUAUUUUAAUGAUUUUAAUGUAUGAAAUAAAAUACCUACAGUCACAUUUUGUAAUAGC
This is a messenger RNA of Myzus persicae (green peach aphid), 2583 nucleotides long. RefSeq names its product glutamic acid-rich protein-like. NCBI's taxonomy places the organism in Eukaryota, Metazoa, Arthropoda, Insecta, Hemiptera, Aphididae. The transcript has 9 exons. Gene Ontology annotation, biological process: chromatin organization; regulation of DNA-templated transcription. The record is from RefSeq and is a predicted model, not a curated record. Gene Ontology annotation, cellular component: NuA4 histone acetyltransferase complex; nucleus. The coding region runs from base 279 to 2357 and encodes 692 amino acids.